Monoraphidium neglectum is the source of this 2277-nucleotide messenger RNA. RefSeq lists its product as hypothetical. The transcript has 2 exons. The record is from RefSeq and is a predicted model, not a curated record. Gene Ontology annotation, biological process: proteolysis. Bases 1 to 2277 code for a protein of 758 amino acids. NCBI's taxonomy places the organism in Eukaryota, Viridiplantae, Chlorophyta, Chlorophyceae, Sphaeropleales, Selenastraceae. Gene Ontology annotation, molecular function: serine-type endopeptidase activity.
AUGAACGACUGGGGACCGGAGGGAAGUGAGCAGCGGCAGCAGCCACAGCAGCCACAGCAGCAGCAGCAGCAGCAGCAGCAGCACCUGCUGUACCUCUGCGCGGGUGAGAUGGACGUGCGGGCGCUCUCGUUCACCACUGAGGGCAGCAACAACGCUGGUCCGCCUGCAGCAUUGCAGCAGCCUAUUGUGCCGCAGCAGCAGCACGGCACACUUGUGUACAGCGAUCCCUGGGGCGUGCGCGCGUGCCUGUGGCGCAGCGCGCCCAUCGGCCAAGGCGACGGCGGGGGCACGUGGGUGGUCUUUGUGGCGGGCCUAGCACCCGACAACACCCCUGUGGAGGUGCGCUGCCUGCCGCCCGGCGGCGACCCGCUCCGGGGCAUCGUGCGCCGCUGUGGCGGCGGCGGCAGCGGCGGCGGCAGCGACGACGAGGCCUCUCGAACCAUGGCAGGGGGGGAGGCCAGGGUCAGCCUGGCCGCUGCUCAUGGCCUGGCAGCUUCUGGCAGUGGCUGGGUUGGGGUUCUGCCCGUUGACUCAGCGGCCCGGAUGGCAGUGAGCUCCUGGGGCGGCUGGCUCUUUGCUCGUGGCGGCGGUGGCAGCAUCAGCAGCGGCGGCAGCGGCAGCGCCUGCGCGGCGGACCGCCUUCCCUGGCAGCGCCUGCUGUCCGCAGAGCCCGGCUGCCGCUUCGAGGCGCUUCUCCUGCCUCCGGAAGCAAGCGGCACAGGUGCUGGCGACGGCGCGCUGGCGCCGCGCGAGGUGCUGCUGCUCUGCCGGCUGCUGGACGCUGAAGGCGGCUGCAGUGAGCGCCUGGUGGCGCGCCUGCUGCAUCUUCAGCUCGCUGAGGACGCCAGCUGCGGCGGUAGCGGCAUCGGUGAUGGCAGCUGUGCAGCGGGCGGAGUUUCGCUGCGGGUGGCGGCAGAGUACGAAGUGCCUCUGCCUGACGUCUCGUGUGUACUGCGUGGCGUGACCUGGGAGUGGAUGGGCGUCAACGGUUGGACAGUGCCACAGCUCCAGAAGCAACAGGUUCUGCAGGGGCAACAGGAGCUGCAGAAGCAGCAAAAGCAGCAGGAGCAGCAGGAGCAGCAGCAGCCGCUGGGGCAGCUUCUGAUGAGCUUCUCGUCCCUCGUCACGCCGCCCUCUCAGCUGCUGCUCGACCUGGCGGCCGGCGCCACAGCGCGGCUGCUGCUGGGCGGCGCCGCUGCGGCGGUGGCCGCCCACCCUGCGUUUGACCGCACGCGGUACCGCCUCGCCACAACCUCGGCCGCCGCGCACGACGGCACCCGGGUGCCCAUCACCAUCGCUUGGCACGAAGCAAAGCGCGCGGCGCUGCAGGCAGGGCUGUGCAGCGAGGACGGGCGCGGCGGCGGGCCGCCGCUGGUGCUGCAUGCCUACGGCAGCUUCGGGCUCCCCGAGGCUGAGGCGGCCUUCGAUGAGUCGAGGCUGCUGCUCAUGCAACUGGGCUUCGCCGUGGCCAUCGCGCACGUCCGAGGCGGCGGCUGGCUGGGCCGCGCUUGGGCUGAGGCAGGGCGCGGCGCGGCGCGCAAGGCGCGGGUGUCGGUCGCUGACCUGUCGGCGGCCGCCGACAUGCUGGUCGCGCGCGGUGCGUGCGCGCGCGGCCGCCUGGCGCUGGCCGGCGCGAGCGCGGGCGGCUGGCUGGUCGGCGGCGCGCUGGCUGCGAGGCCGGGGCUGGCUGCGGCGGCGGUGCUGACUGUGCCGUGCCUGGACCCCCUUGAGGCCCUGGUGCGGCACAAGCAGGGUAGCCUAGAAUGGAUCGGCGCAGAGGAGCACGGCGGCGGGGCGGGGGGCAAUGGUGAUGGUGAUGGCGACCGCGAUAGCGAUAGCGACAGCGCGGCGGCGGCGGUGGCGGCGCUGGCGGGGUGGUCGCCGUAUCAACACCUAGAGGCCCUCGCGGCAGCGGGGAUACCGGCGCCGGGAGCCACGGAGGGCGGCGACUUGCCGGGGCCGCCGCACCUGCUGCUGCGCGCCGCGCUGCACGACCGCGACGUCGGCUUCUGGGACGCCGCGAAGGCCACCGCGCGCCUGCGUCGCCUGCGCGCCGCCGCGGCCGGCGACGGGCGGGGCCCGCGUGCUGCAGAGCCGAUGCUGCUGCUGCGGACAGUGCCAGGCAGCCACGGCGCGUACGAGGGGGACACAAAAGAGGCGGCCCUGGGGGCGGCGUUCCUGGUCGAGGCGCUGGCGGGGCAGGGGCAGCUGCUGGCCGCGCUAAGCGCCGGGGCUGCGGAGGGUGACGGCGGCUGGGGGGUGGUGGAUUGGUUGUAG